AGAACCCCCAGUGGCUAAAGUAACACACAAGAUCCAGUACAAGGGCCUGGAGACCCUCAUCUGCAGAGUCUACAGCUUCUAUCCCAAAGAGGUGAAUGUCACCUGGAGGAAGGAUGGAAAAGUCUGUGAGAAAGGCACCUUCGGGACAGAUGUUCUUCCAAACUCAGACGGGACCUACCAUACCUGGCUGAGCAUCAAGGUUGACAUCGAGAAGAGGGAUUAUUAUCGCUGCUAUGUGGAACAUGCUGGGCUGCCGAAGCCUCUGAUCGUGGCCUGGGAGGAACCUGGUGAGAGAACGGGGGUGGGGGUACCAGUCGAAUGUGGGCAAACUUGUCCCUUGAGUGGUCAUACAAAGUAAUGAAUGUGGUGAUGGAGUUUCCUCCUUUACUAGGUUCACCAGAUGCUGUAGACUUUAAAUGAAGAGUCGUGGUGGCACAGUGGUUAGAAUGUGGUACUGCAGGCUACUUCUGCUGGCUGCCAGCCUUCAAUUCUCAAG
Molecule: messenger RNA, 496 nt
Organism: Thamnophis sirtalis
Lineage: Eukaryota; Metazoa; Chordata; Lepidosauria; Squamata; Natricidae
Source: RefSeq, a predicted model, not a curated record